AUGUGGAGACCUCUUAAUCCUAUGAGAUAUAGAAUUGUCUCAUGUCAUAAAAAUAUAGCUGCAUAUGUCGUGGACCUUGACCACCAGAUUCCAUAUAGCACUCAUAUUGAAAAUGCGUAUACGAUCAUGAAGGAUGUAUUAAAUUCCACUCUUGUUAGGACACUUACUAUUGUUAGCACACUAAUAAAAUUAACUGAAUGUUCAAAAAUACCCGAGUUAUAUGGCUCUUUAUCGCUUUUCUUGAAUGGAACACAAGUAUUUACACAAUGCUCCACCGGGAUAGAGUUUUGGCAAGAUUGUUCCACACCCAACCCUACCAAGGGUUCUAUUGUCCGUGAUUCCCUUGAGAUUGAAGAUGAGGAUGAGGGGUCAAUUUUUUAUGCAAAUUCCACAAGAUUGGCUGUUCAAGUUGAUGACAAGAAGACAGUCGGGUUAAGUGCUUUUGCACGAAUAGCACCUUCAUGCCCAAUAAUAGCUGACCUGGUUACUGUCCACAAUCUGUUUGACACACUUACGAGUUCAUCUGGAGGCCGAUUGCACUUUCUUGUUUAUGGCAAGUAUCUCAAGAGUUUAGACAGUUUUCAUCUUGAUGCUGUAGAAUGCAUAUUAGCUAUUGAUGGAGACAAGCCUAUUCAUCCGGUACUGCAACAUAUUGGAAUAUCUGCAUGGCCAGGAAGAUUGGUCCUCACAACACAUGCUCUUUAUUUUCAGAGUAUCAGAGUGGGAUAUGGUGAUAAGAUUGUUAAGUACUACCUAUCAACAGAUUCAAAUCAAGUGAUUAAGCGUGAUUUGACUGGACCGCUGGGUGUCCGCCUCUUUGAUAAAGCUGUGAUGUACAAAUCAAACACUUUGACAGAACCAAUUUAUUUCGAUUUCCCUGAAUUAGGAGGUCCUUCACGAAGAGACUAUUGGUUAGCAAUCACCCGUGAAGUAUUGCAGGUGAACAGAUUUAUUAGGAAGUUCAAUCUUGGAGAUGUUCAGAGAGCAGAAGCACUCUCAAAAGCUAUCCUGGGCAUUUUCUUAGCAGAAAAGCUUCCAAAAGGAGACAUGGUCUUAGAAGCACUGUAUAAUAACUAUUUCCAACUCUUGGACUCUUCAUUGAGACAUUUGGCAAUUGAUUCUGCAGUCGAUAAAAUGUCGGAGAACCAUUCUGUACCAUUUUCUUUGUAUGCUCUCUCUAGAAUGGGUUUUCUUCUGCUGAAGACAAAAGAUGAAACUGAAAAGGAAAUGAGCUUUUGUGCUGUUUGCUUUGGUGUAACAAAAUCUCUGGAGGCUGCCCUGGAAGAGUCAAUUUGUUACUCUGAGAGAAUAGAGUCAGCACGUGCUACAGUCGAUCAAGUAAAGGUGGAAGGCGUUGAUGCAAAUCUUGCCCUCAUGCAGGAGUUACUCUUCCCUUUCGUUCAAGUAGGCAAGAUUGUUUACUCUCUCAGCCAAUGGGAAGAUCCUUUGAAAUCACUUCUAUUCUUAGCUUUCAUGUUGUAUGUUAUUCAAAGGGGUCUCGUCAGUUACAUCGUGCCCUUUGUUAUCUUAACUUUUGCUAUUAUCAUGCUUUGGCAUAAGUAUAUUGGAGACGGAAAAUUGUUGGAAGUGCUUGAAGUGAAACCUCCUCCAAGUAAAAAUGCUGUUGAGCAGAUUUUGACAUUGCAAGAGGCUAUAUCCAAGUUAGAAGAUUUUCUACAAGCUGCAAAUAUUACUCUUCUGAAGUUCAGAUCUGUCUUGUUUGCCUGUGUUACUAAGGCCACUGAAGUUGCUGCAGCUGUACUUGUUGUCACAGCUGCAUUUCUUGUCUUCGUACCUUCCAGGCAUCUGCUACAGAUGUUAGUCCUAGAGAUGUACACAAGGGAGAUGCCCCUAAGGAAACAGAACACUGAAAAAUUCUGCAGGCGAAUUAGAGAGUGGUGGGCUCGCAUUCCAGCUGCACCUGUGCAGAUGAUCAGACCUAAAGAAAGCAAGAAAAAGAGAUGA
Molecule: messenger RNA, 1965 nt
Organism: Miscanthus lutarioriparius
Lineage: Eukaryota; Viridiplantae; Streptophyta; Magnoliopsida; Poales; Poaceae
Source: the annotation of a GenBank genome assembly